GGACAACUACCUGAUAUCAAUAAAAUAUUUGCUACUUAACUUUUUACUUUACUAAAUUUAUGAAAUUUACUACUUGAUUUAUAUUAGACUAAGCUUUAUCUAUUAGCAAAGUCCUUUAGUUGGGAUAAACAGAGAACAAUUCAGUAUGGAAAUAACCGUAAAGGGUAUCUCUUUAAGAAGUAGUAUGAUUGGUCUAAUCAUCCUACUAUUUUAAAUAACACAAGGUUUUCGAUACGAUAAAAAUUCUAUUUAUAAUAAAAUUGUCAGAGUUUGUUUUAUUUCCUGAUUUGUUUAUUUUGACGACGAUCUUUUUUUCUGC
Molecule: messenger RNA, 319 nt
Organism: Paramecium sonneborni
Lineage: Eukaryota; Ciliophora; Oligohymenophorea; Peniculida; Parameciidae
Source: the annotation of a GenBank genome assembly